GCUCGCACGCCGGAGCGCUCAGCCCAGAAUUCGUGAAUCUAUUUGGAAUCUCCCUGCUUCCUCGAAGCUCAUCCCUGUCGCCGGUUUGUGCACGGACAGUAGCGUCCACCCAGCGAAGCCGCACUUUGGGCUGCGGACACUCAGGGCCCGGCGCGCCCGCCCGGCGUCUCCGCACCAAGCCCCGAAGCUCCAGGAGGCAUGAACGCGAUCCGGAGGCUCCUGCCCAGCGCGCGGGGACCGCUCGGUGUUUACCGCCCUCGGGAGCCGACCUCGAGCCCCUCCAGCCAUUUGUGAACCAGGAGGCUUGAAAUUCGCCGGCGUGGAGCCCUGCAAGAGAAAUUUCAAUGAGAAGGAAAGCCAAUGGAUCGUGGUCUUAGAAAAGCUGCUUAGAUGAUGUCUGUUUCCCGUGCUGUAAACACGUGGCAGAGCUGUGAGUAAAUGCUCGGCACUGCAUGAUGAAUUGGAUGGCUGCAGACCAGAGGCAAACAAAAUAAUUGUCUCAUUUUCGUGGUGAUUUGCUUAACUGGGGGGACCAUGCCAGAACGGCUAGCGGAAAUGCUGUUGGAUCUCUGGACUCCAUUAAUAAUAUUAUGGAUUACUCUUCCCCCUUGCAUUUACACGGCUCCGAUGAAUCAGUCUCCAGUUUUAAUGAGUGGAUCCCCUUUGGAACUAAACAGACUGAGUGAAGAACAGCGGAUUUUGAACCGUUCCAAGAGAGGCUGGGUUUGGAAUCAAAUGUUCGUCCUGGAAGAGUUUUCUGGACCUGAACCGAUCCUUGUUGGCCGGUUACAUACAGACCUGGAUCCUGGGAGCAAAAAAAUCAAAUAUAUCCUAUCAGGCGAUGGAGCUGGCACUAUCUUUCAAAUAAAUGACAUAACAGGAGAUAUCCAUGCUAUAAAAAGACUUGACCGAGAGGAAAAAGCUGAGUACACCCUAACAGCUCAGGCAGUGGACUGGGAGACAAAUAAGCCUCUUGAGCCUCCUUCUGAAUUUAUUAUCAAAGUUCAAGACAUCAACGACAACGCACCAGAGUUUCUCAAUGGACCGUAUCAUGCUACCGUGCCAGAGAUGUCCAUUUUGGGUACAUCUGUCACUAAUGUAACAGCUACCGAUGCUGAUGACCCAGUUUAUGGAAACAGUGCGAAGUUGGUUUAUAGUAUCUUGGAAGGGCAACCUUAUUUUUCCAUUGAGCCUGAAACAGCAAUUAUAAAAACUGCCCUUCCCAAUAUGGACAGAGAAGCCAAGGAGGAGUACCUGGUUGUUAUCCAAGCCAAAGAUAUGGGUGGGCACUCGGGCGGCCUGUCUGGAACCACAACACUUACAGUGACCCUCACUGACGUGAACGACAAUCCUCCAAAAUUUGCCCAGAGUCUGUAUCACUUCUCAGUACCAGAAGAUGUGGUUCUUGGCACUGCCAUAGGGAGGGUGAAGGCCAAUGAUCAGGAUAUUGGUGAAAAUGCACAGUCGUCAUAUGACAUCAUUGAUGGAGAUGGAACAGCACUCUUUGAAAUCACUUCUGAUGCCCAGGCCCAGGAUGGCAUUAUAAGACUGAGAAAGCCUCUGGAUUUUGAGACCAAAAAAUCCUAUACUCUGAAGGUAGAGGCAGCCAAUGUCCACACUGACCCGCGUUUCAGCAGCAGGGGGCCCUUUAAAGACACGGCGACAGUCAAAAUUGUUGUCGAAGAUGCAGAUGAGCCUCCAGUCUUCUCAUCACCGACUUACCUCCUUGAAGUUCAUGAAAAUGCUGCUCUCAACUCCGUGAUUGGGCAAGUGACCGCUCGUGACCCCGACAUCACGUCCAGUCCUAUAAGGUUUUCCAUCGACCGGCACACUGACCUGGAGAGACAAUUCAACGUUAAUGCAGAUGAUGGGAAGAUAACGCUUGCAACCCCGCUUGACAGGGAAUUAAGCGUGUGGCACAACAUAACAAUCAUUGCUACCGAAAUCAGGAACCACAGUCAGAUAUCCCGAGUACCUGUUGCUAUUAAAGUGCUGGAUGUCAAUGACAACGCCCCUGAAUUCGCAUCCGAAUAUGAGGCAUUUUUAUGUGAAAAUGGAAAACCCGGCCAAGUAAAUAUCUCCAUGUUGUUAAUGCUGAAUAUGUUUGUAUACAACUGUCUCAUAUUUGAUUAACCUGCAUUAUAGUGUGCACUUGCAUCAUUUACAAUCUGCAAAGUCAUAGGCAAAAAACAUCCAAAUGGGAACGGAGAGAGGGAGUAUUCUUCUUUCCGAGAUGUUAAUUCUCUUCCUACUUAUGACCAAAUUGGCUCCUGAAACGGAAGGACCUGCUGUGCCAUGAACCCAGAGCCAAAACACUAUCUUAAAGUAUCUUGGGGUAUGGAUGAUCACAGGGGAGGUCUCAGAGUGAUGGGGCCAAAAUUUCAACCUUCAAAUGACGAGAAGUGAGGGAAAAGCCCAUGGGAAGCUAUGUUUGUUUCAUAUCAAAUGUAGAAAUAACACAUAACAUUGGAACCCUAGGAAGACCAAUUGCAGGAAGUGAAUUUUUAAAUCUGUAAAGCUGUAGCUAUAUUUAGAUAGACAUAAUGUGGACAACAUGUUUUAGACAUGCAAGUAAAGCAUCUGAUAAUUGUAUAUUGAUGUGUAUUGAUGGAACUUUUUUCUUUUAAACUGUCUUAUGUAGCUUAGAUAGGACAAUGCAGACACAGAGAGAGAGACGGGGAGAGAGGAAGGAAGGAAGGAAAGAAGGAAGGAAGGAGGGGGGGAGGGAGGAAGGAGGGAGAAAGUUAAGAAAGAAGAACGAAAACAAAACCUGCUAUAUUCUGAAUGUCAAAAUGGAAAUAGUCUAUGUAAAGUUCUAAAAACCACAAAUGUAAUAGACUGAUUUUAACAAGGUGCCAAAGUACUGUAUGUUUAAGAAAUUUAUCGUUUUUCAACUUCUUAAUUUAUUUCUGGAUGGUGACAUUUUAAUUUAAAUAAACAGCAGCUGACAGCAUG
Molecule: messenger RNA, 2955 nt
Organism: Kogia breviceps (pygmy sperm whale)
Lineage: Eukaryota; Metazoa; Chordata; Mammalia; Artiodactyla; Physeteridae
Source: RefSeq, a predicted model, not a curated record